This is a messenger RNA of Paramecium octaurelia, 1398 nucleotides long. Lineage: Eukaryota; Ciliophora; Oligohymenophorea; Peniculida; Parameciidae. The record is from the annotation of a GenBank genome assembly.
AUGUAAAAUUAGUAAUCGGAAUGCCAAUAUGUUACGAAUAGGAAUAAGUCAUAAUCUAAUAAGGAUCUCAAUAUACUAUUUGUAAUUUAUAUAGUAAAAUCAAGUUAACUCAAUAAAUACUGGAAAAAUAACGAUCAGGUUAAAUAUCAAUGGAUGACAAUUUGUUGUUCUCGCAUUUCUACUAAAGACACCCAUUCAUUACUAGUCUCAACUAAAGUGCAGAAACAAAUUUAUUAUCAGAAUAUAUUCCUUAUAUCAAAUACGUUGAAAUAGAUUAAAAUACUAUUGUGAUAUAGAAUGGAGAAUACGGAGAUCUAUUUUAUGGUUUGAUAUAAGGAAAAAUCAAUAUCAACGAAUUAUGCUUCGGAAUUGAGGCCUUAAAUUAAAUGGCCUACGUUUAAGAUGUCCAAACAGUUGAGAAAUCAAAGUUUCUGAUAAUCAGUAGAUAGAACUUUUAGGAAGCUCUACAGAAGGCAAAAUUCAAGGAGAGAAACAAUCUUAUCGAAUUUAUGAAGGAAUCCUAAAUUUUUUAGAGGAUGUCCAAAAGAACGAUUGCGUCGUUUAUAAAUUUAUUUACUUUGGUGUAUUUCCGAAAGAAUCAGAUAAUUUAUAGAGAAGGAGAACAAGCGGAUUACGUUUACAUGAUAAGAGUAAUCGAUAGUUAUAAUUUAGGAAGGAGAAUUUGAGUUGAGUAAAUAGUUUGAUAUUCAGAACAAACACAAAUCGAUGCCGAUCAGUACGAUAGGGAAGCCUGAACUAUUUGGAGAUUUGGAUUGUUUGAUGAACACGAGUAGACAAUAUACAGCGAGGUGCAAAGAACAGGCUUAUUGUUAUAAGAUUUCAAAUUCAGUAAUAAUAUGAAUAAAGUAGAACUUUUAUGCGAUUAUUUAAAAGAAUCCUCACUGCGGAAUUGAGAAUUACAUAAAUAACGUUAUGAGAACUUAGACUUUGAGCAGACAGGAGAGGUUGUAGACAGCUUCAGCAGUGUUGUCAGGAAAUAGGAACUUGAUAUUUGGAGUGGAGGAGAUAAAAAAGUCGAACAAGAAAUUAGAGAAUAAGUUUCAAUAUAACUCUUCACCAGGCAAAAUAACUUAGAGAUUCACUCCAAUUUAUAGUAAUUCCAAUAGAAAAAAAAUAAGAGUACGUUGUGCUACUUUGUACAAUGAAGGCACAGUUGUGAGGUGUUAACAGAAACAGCAAGGGUAAAGUGAUCGCCAAGAGUAACUUAUAAAGUUGAAGGGAUAAUUGUUUGAUGAAAUAGAGAUACCGGAUAGGAUAAAAAGAAAAUAUUAGCAAUAAUUAAAAGAACUCAAAGAUUAGACUCUUAGAAGGUAAUUAUUGAUCAUAAGAACAUAAAAUAAUUAAUCAAGGAUAAUAGCGUAAAGCAUGAUUUCAUGA